This is a messenger RNA of Scheffersomyces amazonensis, 618 nucleotides long. RefSeq lists its product as uncharacterized. Bases 1 to 618 code for a protein of 205 amino acids. Lineage: Eukaryota; Fungi; Ascomycota; Pichiomycetes; Serinales; Debaryomycetaceae. The transcript has 2 exons. The record is from RefSeq and is a predicted model, not a curated record.
AUGAAAUUUGGAGCCAAAUUGUUUAUUUCCAUAUUGGGAAAAGCAUCCAAUAUAGUAUGUAACUGUCUUACAAUUAUAUAUACAGUUAAAAACGACGAAGAAAAAGAAAAAAUUGGCAAGGCAUUAUUUUCAUUAUUAGGUGUAUCAUCUAUUCUUUUACUUGGUACUAUAAUUGUUAAAACAAGAAAAUACCUACUUGUUAAGAAAGCCUUAAAACUUGCACAAGAACUUAAACUUGAAGCUUUGAUUAAACAUGAGUUGAAUAAUUUUUUAAAUUUUAUAACAAAUCUUGUUAGUCAUAAUAUAAAUGUUACUGACUAUAAACUCAGGAUUAAUAGGGCAGCUGUUGAAGCUCAAAACCAAAAUCAAAUUAUGCUUUUCCAAGAAGAAUUUAUUCAAUAUUUAGGUAAUAUAGAAGAAUUUAAAUUGAUGCUUUUAUUAAAUAACUUCACAACAACUAACUCUAUGAAAUAUAAUUUAAAAAAAUUAGGGGAACUGAAACGUCAAGUACUCAUUAGUAAAAAUGAUGUUAUAACAAUUUCUGUUGCACUUCAAUCUAUUAAACUGAAUUUAGAAAACUUGGAAAGAAGAUUAACAGAACUAGAGAAUCAAACAUGA